This is a messenger RNA of Lineus longissimus, 4105 nucleotides long. RefSeq names its product synaptic vesicle 2-related protein-like. NCBI's taxonomy places the organism in Eukaryota, Metazoa, Nemertea, Pilidiophora, Heteronemertea, Lineidae. The record is from RefSeq and is a predicted model, not a curated record. Gene Ontology annotation, cellular component: membrane. The transcript is spliced from 14 exons. Gene Ontology annotation, biological process: transmembrane transport. Gene Ontology annotation, molecular function: transmembrane transporter activity. Bases 1371 to 2915 code for a protein of 514 amino acids.
GAGGCUUACUUUUAACUGAUAUGAACCACAUGGGAAAAGGCGACAUUAGCCAAACGAUCGAUCCAUUUUGGUUAAUUUGCUAUUAGAUAGGUGGCAGCUCUAUUGUCUGAACCCUGCAGCUGCUUUCGUUCAGAUCAAUUUGUCAAAUCCAGGAUGUGUAUCUUGUUCAAGUUGUCAAGUUUUCACGAUGUGGAUUGGGUCAAAUUGUCAAGUCUUGUCAAAAUGACUGCAUCUGUAAUUUGUUGACUUAUCUGCAAUGUUUACAUUUGGAAAUGUGAUGCUGUCUUAUUAGUAUGCAGAGAUUAGUCUAAGUAAUGUAGGCUUUAACUAAGGAAUUGAUACCAUACUGGAGGUAUUGGUUGUCCUACCAAACUUCGCAAGAGUGGAGCUAAAAUGUCGGCAAAAGCCGUGGCAGCAGCCGAGGUUUAGGGGGAAUGAUAACUUCACCCAAGCGUAGUUUGGUCAGUGGUGAGGCAUUGUUCUAAUUACGGUAUUUAAAAAACCUCAAACUUGAUAUAUUAGCAUAAUCUAACAAGAUUCUGCUUUCGCCGAAACUUUAGAUUAUUAUGAAGUUUUCCCUUUAUCCUUCCUAUCUAUGACAAUGCAUGAAUAGUCAGGCCAACUUCAAUGGACCUGCUGGGCUGUGACCUGGACAUUUCAAUAUCUCACAAUAAUUGUUCCCUCAGGUGAGAGUUGGACAAGCUGUCAUAAAAUCGAUAGCACAUCGAUAUGUUCAGGCUGUUGAAUAGCUAGGCCUAUUAGAGGUGUGGUAUUAGAUCAAUCCAGGCUAGUGGCUCAGUGAUCUUGUGCACCAUAGGCUAGUUUCUAUGCCUGAUGGAUUAAGUUUCACAUGCAUUUUUAUCUUCGUAUUUUGAAAUGUUCAUAAUUUAGUUUUGGAUCUUAUGGUUCAAUAACUUAUCAAGUUUGGAUCCGUAAAUCCAGAGCUAUAUUAAGAUCUUCUUUAGAAAUAUAACUUUUUUUGUUUUCCUUACGAAGUGACUGUUUUGAAAGACGCAUAUUUUCCGUGGUCACAGAUCUGUUAAAAAAUUUCUUAGCUUUAACAUUGUGUCCUAAAACUAAAAGGCCUUCAUAUUCUGUAUCAGGAUUUGAGGAUAUAUAUAUCAUUGAAGAUCGAAUGAUAUCUGGUGCUUUUCUCUCGUGACAUGGUUUUCUUUGGAUGUGUCUUACCAGUGCGUCAACAGAACCGGAUACACAAAUUCUUUAAUAAAAGUAGCUUCAUUUUGUGAUUGAAUGUGCCACUAAAUGUGCUAAAGUCGUAUACAGUAGAGGAAGAUAGCUUAACACUAAUUUGAUGAAAUCAAGGAAUCUCAAGUAUCUUUCUGUUAAGAAAUUUUCAACGUGGCUUCAAAAUGUUCAAUAAUUUCAAGCGGUUCACGAGUAGCUACAAUUCGUUUGAUGACAGUACUAGUCAGAGUGGUGAUGAGGCAAAUGGAACACCGAUGAAGCGAAGGACGGGUAAAGACGGUGGGUCUGAUAACGAAGAUGAUGUCAACUACUAUACCGUUGACAAUGCUGUGGAAAAGAUUGGCUUUGGUUCAUUCCAGAUGCGUAUCAUGGCUGUUGUGGGGAUAUUCUCAGCUGCAGAUGCCCUGGAGAUGUUACUCCUGUCCGUCCUUUCCCCCAUCCUGCAGUGUGAGUGGCGUCUCGCGGGUUGGCAAGUUGCACUUAUCACCACGGUUGUGUUCACUGGCAUGUUCAUAAUGGCGCCAGUGUGGGGAUCCUGGUGUGACAAAUAUGGAAGAUGGCCGAUUCUGUUCCUCUCUUCAAUAUGGAUAUUCUACUCUGGUAUUAUUACCGCUUUUGCCCCCAGUUAUGGGUGGGUGUUGUUCCUAAGGUCACAAGUUGGUGUAGGGAUAGUUGGUGGAAACUUUGCCUUUACCUUCUUCACGGAGUAUCUGCCAUUUAAAUGGCGGGCAAAAGUGCUUACAAUUUAUCAGGUUUACUGGGCCCUCGGGUCUGUGUUUGAAGUGCUGCUUGCAUCAGUUGUUGUACCGUCCCUUGGCUGGAGGUGGUUAGUCGCUCUCUCUUCCAUGCCACUCAUCAUUGCCUGUUUCUUGAUAUGCUUUUGUAUACCAGAGUCCGCCCGGUACUUAGUAGCAGCAGGGAGAAAGAGAGAAGCAGUUCAGGUGUUAGAACAAGCUGCCCGGCUCAAUAAAACUACCUUACCAGAGGGACAACUUAUUGAAGAAAAACAGCAUGGCCGUGGAUCAAUCAAAGACCUCUUCUCCAAGGAUUACUGGCUCACAACGCUCCUGCUCGUCGUCAUCUGGUUUGCAUCCGCGUUCAGUUACUAUGGAAUGGUCCUCGGAAGUUCGGAGAUAGAAAAGUUUCAACCUGGCCAUUGUCGUACUCCUCCGUCCCCUAAUAAAAUCAUAGGCAAUCAUACAAUUUCAAAGUACUCGUGUCAUUGGAACUGUCACCCAUUGACUCAUGAUGACUAUAUGACAAUGAUCAUAUCUGCUAUGGGAGAAUUUUUAGCUAUUCCAGUAAACUUCUUCCUCUUGGAUCUGAUUGGUCGUAAGAAGAGCAUGGCGUUAAAUUGUCUGGGUGCUGGGAUUGGCUUCCUCCUGCUACAGAUUUGUACAACGCGAGGCAUCCUCACUGGGAUAUCUCUUGGGAUCAGGGCUUUCUGCACGGGAAUGUUUUUGUCUGUUUACAUUUACACAACAGAGGUUUAUCCAACCACAGUUCGUUCAUUAGGCCUGGGAUUCAAUAGUGCCAUGGCAAGAAUAGGAGCAAUGGUCACCCCAUUCGUGUCACAAGUGUUGUUGAGUCAGUUUCCAACGGGUACCGUGUAUGUCUAUGGAGGAGUGUGCAGUGUGUGUGCAGUUGUCUCGUUAUUGUUGCCGAUAGAAACCAAGGGGCGAGAAAUGCCUCAAACCGUCCACAGGUGAUACCUCUGUGAUAAGACCAAGUAGUUUUGGUGAUGCAGCUGUGUCUCCAUGACAUAUUCUGUUGAGAAGACCAGUGUCAUCGUCAUCUUAAUCAGGCUGUUAAAAAAAUGAACUGUAAACUCAUAUACAUGUAGGCUCAUCAGCGUGGUAUGGUAGCUUCUUAUCGGCUUCAGAACGGUUGCAGGGAAACAAGUCAGUGUCUGAGCUACAUGUCAAUGCUUUCACAAGCUGUUAUGCUUUCCACAGUUGAUCAGACCCAGGCGAAGUUGGGAAUGAUUCACCCUUGGUAUUGUCAUAAUGAAUAGGUAACAUCAAGUAUGGAUUAAUCUAUACCUGUACUUGGUCACAUAAAUGCAUAAAUCAGUUGAAACUGUAUUGAAUCUCAAUCAUGAUUUACAAAAACGAUGCAAGUUGUCAUAUUUUUAUGUUUUUUUUGGAAAAAAUAAUAUAAAGUCAUAAUCAUAUUACUGUACUUGAAGAAUUUAGAUGCUAAAGCCACUAAGAGCUCUUUCGUAAAUAUGGAGACAACAAUGGUAAAAUACAGCUGAGAGUACCACAGAUUUGAAUACCAAAGCAUUCCAUUGCAAACCUGCAAAAUCCAUUUGAACGUUCUGUGAUAAGAUGUCACUUCUAAUGCUAAAGCCAUUAAAAAAGACCUCAAUUGGAUUUAAUGGCUCUUCGUUCUUAAUCUAAUAUUUAAUACUAACUUGAUAUAAACUCUUCACAGAGGGAUUUGUUUUGAUAAUUUGUUGAGUAUAUUUUUAACAUUCGUCCAUUAUAAUAGUUUUUACGGGUUGACUAGAUAGGCUGUUGACUGGAGAAGAGUGUGAUAGUGAUUAUCUACAGCUGAAUCCUCGUUGUUAUGUGUUUAUGAGAACAAUUUGAUGAUCACAAUCAUUUAAAAAAUCAUAUCGUUAUCUUGACUUUUUGUUGUAGAGUGGGUUAGUGAGGUAUCUAUAUCUAGAAACACCAUUGUUUUUGUGUGUUGCAUCUUCGAGUUACCAGUUAUUAGUUAGUCAUCAGCCGGAGAAGAACCAUCGACUAGCUUGAACAUAUUAGGGCUGCUACAGUAAACCAACAAUAGGCACUAACUGCAACAAAUUGAUCAUUGUUAACACCCUGUAUAUUCUGUUGAUGAGUAAAGUAUUUUGCAUCAAAUGUGAUAAUCAAGAAACAUAUUGAUAUAAAUA